Bufo bufo (common toad) is the source of this 713-nucleotide messenger RNA. RefSeq lists its product as uncharacterized. NCBI's taxonomy places the organism in Eukaryota, Metazoa, Chordata, Amphibia, Anura, Bufonidae. The transcript is spliced from 6 exons. The coding region runs from base 1 to 669 and encodes 222 amino acids. The record is from RefSeq and is a predicted model, not a curated record.
AUGAGCCGUACCUCAGGAGAAAUGCAGCGCCUCAUAUUAGUGUCCUGGAUGCUGUCGCAGAUCCAUGUACAGCGUGUGGAAAUGACCCUUCCUGCGCCGCUGACAGAGAAUUGGGUGAACCCAAUGCCUCCUCCUCCUCGGUUCCACGUUCAGCAUAGUAGGCUGCUGUUCCUGUUCCCGAGAAAUCAGCCAGCACAAGAGAACCAGUUCCUCCUCAGCCAUGAUACAACAGAAAAUUGUAGCCACAAUCCAAUGUCUGCCAAACACAGGAUUCCAACAAGAUACCAAAAUUGUCAUAAUGAGCUUCCUGUAAGAGUUCUCAACAGAUGUGCCCGUCAGAUCUCUGUAAGCUGGGCACAAGAACGUACGUGUUUGGAAUUUCUACAACCCAUGAAAUUUGCAACAAUGGCAGGCAUGAUUCCCUCAGACAGACGUUCCGCCUGGUCACGGUCACAUCAUGUGAACAACAAUUAUGAGGUAGAAGAUGCACUAGCUCUAAUAAUGUCAGUAUCAGAAUUCACUUUCCAAGAUAUGGAUAAUGCUUUUUGGGAAGAGGGUUGUACUAUGGAGAUGAUACAAAACUGGCUGAAGGAUUGCAGCAGGCCACUACUGCGACCAGAGCGAGACCCUCCUGCAGUGACUCAGUUACAGCAUCACACAUUACACUAACUAAUGCAAUGCUCUUCUGUGGGAAUCCUUUUCUAGGCCUAUUA